Messenger RNA from Cotesia glomerata, 2937 nucleotides. RefSeq names its product DNA replication licensing factor Mcm3 (gene Mcm3). Gene Ontology annotation, molecular function: ATP hydrolysis activity; ATP binding; single-stranded DNA binding. The coding region runs from base 332 to 2785 and encodes 817 amino acids. The record is from RefSeq and is a predicted model, not a curated record. Gene Ontology annotation, biological process: mitotic DNA replication initiation; double-strand break repair via break-induced replication; DNA strand elongation involved in DNA replication. NCBI's taxonomy places the organism in Eukaryota, Metazoa, Arthropoda, Insecta, Hymenoptera, Braconidae. The transcript has 5 exons. Gene Ontology annotation, cellular component: nucleus; MCM complex.
GAAGUAAUUACACUUGACUUGAUCACGUGACAGGGUUACAACAUCUUUCCCGCGUAAAAGUACCGCUAAGCCAUCAUAAGUGGCGUUGAAACGUGUAUUGAAUUGUUUGGAGUUUAUUUAUUUUAAAACUAAUGAUAACUGUGAAGUUUUAAAUAUUUUUGCAAGUAAUUUUUAUUUUGUUCAUAAUUUUUUAAUAAUUGAUAGCUAUUUUUUCGUUAAAAGUGCAGAAAACUUAAAAAUUACAAUAAACACUGUGACUAACGCUACUUGGUCAUACAUAAAACAAUAAUUACUUUUUGUUUAAUUAAACUGUGCCAAAAAAAUAGCAAAAAUGGAUGUAGAUCAAAGGGUAAAAGAUAUGGAACGAGAGUAUCUCGAUUUUCUAGACGAUGCUGAAGAUCAGGGAAUUUAUUCAAAUUUAGUCAAAAACAUGAUCGAAGAAAAUAAAUACCGACUUUUUGUCAAUAUCAAUGACUUGAGACGGAAAAAUCCUCAACGAGCUAUCAACUUGCUUGAAAAUUCCUUCGAAGAACAGAUGGCUUUUCAAAAUGCAUUGAAACAAUUUAUUUCUACCCUUGACACUGAUUACGCUAAAGGAAAUGUCGAUUUUUUUAUUGGGUUUGAAGGAAGUUUUGGUAACCGUCAUGUUACCCCAAGAACACUGACCUCUAGAUUCUUAUCCAACCUCGUCUGUGUUGAAGGAAUCGUCACUAAAUGUUCAUUGGUAAGACCAAAAAUAGUUAGGAGCGUGCACUACUGCAGUGCUACAAAAAGUGUUAUGGAACGAGCUUACACCGAUUUGACGUCUUACGAUGCUUUUCCUGGAUCAGCAGUUUAUCCUACUGCGGACGCUGAUGGCAAUCCAUUGGAAACAGAGUUUGGAUUGUCGACGUACAAAGACCACCAAACUCUUUCAAUUCAAGAGAUGCCUGAAAAAGCACCUGCCGGACAAUUACCACGAAGUGUCGAUAUUGUUUGUGAUAACGACUUGGUUGAUUUAUGCAAGCCAGGAGACCGAGUACAGAUUGUCGGAAAUUUUCGUUGUCUUCCAGGAAAGCAAAACGGAUAUACCAACGGUACUUUUAGAACUAUUUUGAUCGCCAAUAACAUAACUCAGUUGAGCAAAGAGGCCACCUUGACGAUAUCCCACGACGAUGUAGCGCUGUGUAAAAAAUUAGCAAAGCACAAUCCACGGAAAGAUAUCUUCGAAUUACUCAGCAGAUCAUUAGCUCCCUCAAUUCACGGUCACGCGUACAUAAAAAAAGCAAUUCUGUGCUUGCUUCUCGGAGGUAUUGAAAAGAUUCUUCCAAACGGAACGAGGCUCAGAGGAGAUAUAAAUAUUCUGCUAAUUGGAGAUCCUUCAGUAGCUAAAUCUCAAUUGCUGCGAUACGUUCUCUGUACAGCACCGCGAGCUAUUCCAACAACAGGUCGUGGAUCAUCAGGUGUUGGUUUGACAGCUGCAGUUACUUCUGACCAAGAAACAGGUGAAAGAAGACUUGAAGCUGGUGCCAUGGUGCUUGCUGAUCGAGGAGUCAUUUGUAUCGAUGAAUUUGACAAAAUGUCCGACAUUGACAGAACUGCUAUCCACGAAGUCAUGGAGCAGGGGAGAGUUACCAUUGCUAAAGCUGGUAUUCACGCGAGUUUAAACGCUCGUUGCUCCGUUUUGGCCGCUGCUAACCCAGUGUACGGUCGCUACGAUCAGUACAAAACACCCAUGGAGAAUAUUGGACUUCAGGAUUCCUUGUUAUCACGUUUUGAUUUGCUGUUUGUCAUUUUAGAUCUCGUUGAUCCCGAGCAGGAUCGUAUUAUCAGUGACCAUGUCGUCAGAAUGCACAGAUAUCGCAACGCGAAUGAACAAGACGGUGAAGCUUUGCCUCUCAACAGUAACCUUGAUAUUUUGAGUACCAAAAAUCCAGACGCUGUUGAAGUGGAAGACGAGAACGAGAGCCCGAUCUACGAGAAAUAUGACCCGCUGUUACAUGGAAAAUCGCGAUCUAAAACAGAUCAAAUACUCAGUAUUAAAUUUAUGCGAAAGUAUAUUCACAUUGCCAAGUGCAUGAAGCCAAAGCUAACCGAGGAAGCCAGUAAAACGAUUGCUGAUGAGUACUCACGUCUCAGAUCAGAGGACAUGGUGGAGUCUGAUGUAGCGAGAACCCAACCGAUAACUGCGCGUACUCUUGAAACGUUGAUUCGUUUGUCGACGGCCCAUGCUAAAGCGCGUCUAUCCAAAACUGUCACUGUAGACGAUGCAAAUGCUGCUAUUGAACUUGUCCAGUUUGCGUAUUUCAAACGAGUGCUUGAGAAAGAAAAGAAGAAGCGCAGGAGACGAGAAAGUGAGAUGAGCACUGACGGUGAAACUGAAGAACCUAGGAAGACUAAGCGCAGCAGAAGAGAUCGCGAUGCAACUGGUGAAGAUGGUCAUGAUCCCUACGAAUAUGACAGCGAUGAUGAUUCCCAUGUUGACGAGGCUGUCAGGAAAGUAACGCGCUCUCAAACUGCUACCCUGGAAACUCCGAUUGAAGAAGAAGAUGAAGCAGCUGUCGCUAUGGCUGAAGAGGAAACACCGGCUGUUAUUACUGAUAGCAGAUUACAGACGUUCCAGAGCUUGUUGCAUAAAUUGUUCCAACAACAACGUUCGCAAGCUCUUCCUCUGGAAAAAGUCAAAGAGUUUGUUAAUAAAAACCAUAGCCCCGAAUUCACUGGCGGAGAAAUAAAAGCUGCUUUGAACAAGAUGACUGAAAAUAAUCAAAUUAUGCUUGCAGAUGAUCAAGUUUUUCUUAUUUAAUUUUAUUCAAUACUCCUUUAAUAAUCAAAUUUGUGUUUACUCGCUCUCAUUUAAUGUUAUAAAUAAUAUGUAUUGUAAUAUUAAUUCCAAUGUAGUUGUAAACAAUUUUUUAUACUGUUUUUAAUAAACAAUUAUUCCAUUUGUUUAUCAAA